This is a messenger RNA of Anneissia japonica, 2504 nucleotides long. RefSeq lists its product as uncharacterized. The record is from RefSeq and is a predicted model, not a curated record. The coding region runs from base 15 to 449 and encodes 144 amino acids. The transcript is spliced from 5 exons. Lineage: Eukaryota; Metazoa; Echinodermata; Crinoidea; Comatulida; Comatulidae.
GUGAUGGUUUAUGCAUGAAUGGUGGAGUAUGCAACGUCAACAGAUUCUAUGUUGAGUCUUGUUCGUGUCCUGAUGGAUACAGUGGAGAAGUGUGUAGCAACAAGGAUGAUUUUUCAACUUUAGUGAUUAUCGCUAUAGUUCUUGGAGCUGUUGGAGCAUUGAUAUUUGUAAUUUUACUGGUAGUUAUUGUUUGUAUAAUGAUCCCAAGUCAGAGAACUAAUCCAGUGUAUGAUAACCGCAAUGUACGUACAAGAGGACAACCUUAUAAACCUAGAGGGAAGUCAAACCGUCAAAGUGAAAUGAUGUACAGUAGAUCAUAUUUUGACCAAGACCAACAGCAUUUUUCAAUUCCAUACAUAGUUACAGGAGAUGAAGAACAGUCAAUUUCCUCCUCAAGGUCUGAAUCCUUUGAAGACCAGAGACGUUACCUACAACCUAAUUAUUUUUAGAUUUAAGUUGUUGAUAUUAGCAGGGAACAGUGAAAUUACGAUAACCACAGCGAGGUGCGCAACUCUAGACUAAACGGAAAAAGCAUUCGCAGCAAACGUCCAUGCUAGGUCGCCUGUAAUGCCCAGAGCCUCCUAACAGUAGGGCGUACAGGUACUAGGCAAUAUAGGGCUAGGCUACCUGAUCGUGACUGACAGGUGUACACGUUUACGUUCACCGUCUUUGUACAGUAUUAGUAUAUAUGUAUUGUACAGUAUAUCUAGGCCCGAAUCCAUGUCAAACUGUAGAUUUGCUGUUUGAUUAGUAUUUUAAAAUAGAAUAUAGACCGUUCGCCAUCGAGCAUUUUGCAAAAUAUUAAACAAUCGUCGCGAUGUAGGCCUAGGCCUAGUCCACAUUUAAUUGUUUCUGUAUAACUUAGGUGGUUUAAUUUAACUGUUCCCUGGAAAUCAUGGUAUGACACGACGUCGAUCAUAACGAGAACACGAUAGCGAGCAUGCGCAAAGCAAUUGUAAUUAGUUACAAAUUGUUUAUCAGUUGAUUAUGAUAAGAACGGCGGUACCGCGGGUUAUAACCUUUGAUGUUCGGUUCGAGAGGUUUCCAUGUAAUUUCACUGUUCCCUGAUAUUAGUAAACAAUUGCCAUCAUGAGUUAUGUUCAAGUUUUUACAAAAUAACAAUUUGAAUCACAAAACUAUAUUGUAUACAUAUAUAUAUAUAUAUAUGUGUGUGUACAUUUUUCAAGUAAAGAUGACGGCAACAUUUUAUUAAUAAUUAAGCUUACAAUCUGAAUCAUAUUUUGGUAUCAUUGUUUAUCUGAACUCUAUUAAUGAUAAUUCUAUUAAUGAUAAUUCUUAGAAAAUAAUAAAUGAUCAUGUUUUUAGUAAAUUUUAUGUAUUUGUCAUUCUCUAAAUAUAUUAAUACUAUUUUAUAGGUGGGCUAUGUAUUCUAUUAAUAAAUUUUAUUGCAAAGCAAUUGUAAUUAGUUGCAAAUUGUUUAUCAGUGAUUAUAAUAAGAACGGCGAUACCGCGGGUUAUAACCUUUGAUGUUCGGUUCGAGAGGUUUCCAUGUAAUUUCACUGUUCCCUGAUAUUAGUAAACAAUUGCCACCAUGAGUUAUGUUCAAGUUUUUACAAAAUAACAAUUUGAAUCACAAAACUAUAUUGUAUACAUAUAUAUAUAUAUAUAUGUGUGUGUACAUUUUUCAAGUAAAGAUGAUGGCAACAUUUCAUUAAUAAUUAAGCUUACAAUCUGAAUCAUAUUUUGGUAUCAUUGUUUAUCUGAACUCUAUUAAUGAUAAUUCUAUUAAUGAUAAUUCUUAGAAAAUAAUAAAUGAUCAUGUUUUUAGUAAAUUUUAUGUAGUUGUAUUUCUCUAAAGAUAUUAAUACUAUUUUAUAGGUGGGCUAUGUAUUCUAUUAAUAAAUUUUAUUUACCGUGUUUAUAUAUUUGGUAUAGAGAAUUCUUUUAAUUAUGGGAGUCACAAAUAUCAUUCAGUUACUUUUAUUAGUUUACAGUGAUUUCAAUGACUAGGAUGCCGAAGAUUAGAUGGCUUAUGCAUUUCAUGUGAUUCACAUAAAGAACACCCCCAUGUUCUGCCUUCUGAGCCAGAUUAUAUUCAUUAUACAUCCUACUGUCUUAUUUUAAAUUUUGUAUGUUUUUUUUUUAAUUUGUAUUGUUUACUGUAGUAGGCUCAGGCUGUAUUAAUUAAAUAUAGAAUAUUCAUGAAUGUACAGUAUUGUGAUUUAAAACAUAGAAAAUAAAGAAUUCUUUUACCCACAAUUUUCUGACAGUUUUAAUUCGAUGUAGUUGCUGUGGGUCUCCAUGGGUAUCCCAAUUACUGUUACUGUUUGUUGGUAAUGAAAACUGUAUUGUGCAGGGUUAGUAAUUUCUGUAAGGUUUUCAGUAAUAUAAAUAGAAUGGAAAAACCAUGUGACUUAAAUUGUGUAAAUGAGCCAAUAAAAAUAUUGGGAAUAUACUUGGUAUACAAUAAAAAGGAAUGAAAAAUUAAGUUGGGAUAAUAAGCUAAUUAAUUUAGAAACAGGAGGAUCCUGUAGUCGGGUGAC